Molecule: messenger RNA, 456 nt
Organism: Ilex paraguariensis (yerba mate)
Lineage: Eukaryota; Viridiplantae; Streptophyta; Magnoliopsida; Aquifoliales; Aquifoliaceae
Source: the annotation of a GenBank genome assembly
AUGUACUUGGAUCCGAAGGAUGGCAAGGAGCCCAUGUUUAAAGCUGCAGUUCGCCUUCUUCACAAUCAUGGAGAAUCCCUGGAUCCUUUGCAAGUUCUUGAGAGAUUGUCCCCAGAUAUGCCCCUCCAACUUGCUUCAGAUACAAUACUAAGGAUGUUGAGAGCUCGUCUCCAUCAUCAUCGUCAAGGACAAAUUGUGCAUAAUUUAUUUCGCGCUGUAGACAUUGAUUCAAGCUUGGCAAGAUUUGAGGAAAGGUCGCGGCAUGUGCAAAUCAAUGAAGAGAGCCUUUGUGAUUCCUGUCAUUCUCGGCUUGGAACAAAACUAUUUGCAAUGUACCCAGACGAUACCAUAGUUUGUUACAAGUGUUUCCGUCGUCAGGGUGAGUCGACUUCCGUCACUGGUCGUGACUUCAAGCAAGAUAUAAUGUUUAAGCCGGGUUGGUUGGUUACACGGUGA